Spodoptera exigua (beet armyworm) is the source of this 585-nucleotide messenger RNA. NCBI's taxonomy places the organism in Eukaryota, Metazoa, Arthropoda, Insecta, Lepidoptera, Noctuidae. The record is from the annotation of a GenBank genome assembly.
AUGACCCCGUUUUCACUGCGCGCAAACACUGCGCGCGUGUGUGCCGCGUAUCUACACGGCGCAGUGCAUGUGUGCGACACAUGUGCUUGUGUUAUGUCACACGAGAUGGAGCGUGCGUUUCGCGAUGCGUGCGCCUGCGUCGCUACGGAGCGCUCCGUUAACCAGACGUGGAUGCAGGCUUUAUAUUCAGACAUUGCCGUUCGACGAACCCUAGGACGCGCCGCCCGCCCUUGCCUUCCUACAGACGCGCUCUCCGCCAGGCCCGCCCAAACCUCGGCAGGGUUCCGCGAAGGCUGGCGCUGCAGGUUACGUGAGAGUAAGUUCCAGUGGCUAGCAUGCGCGCUGGACGUGAAAUCAUCAUCUUCUUCUACUAACAAGGAUUACACACUCUUUGCUAUUUUUAAUAGCCGUAAUAUUCCACCAGCCAGUAAUUCUCACCGUUCAAACAAAAAAAAGAUCAAUUAUUCUAAAUUCAAAUCGAACAGGGUCGGUAAGGUGUCGAGAAUACGAGCGCGCGUAAUAGAACGUCGGCGAAGCGUGGGAAUGCAGUUGCAAGGACGCGAUGCACCGGCGCUGGCUAAAUAG